AUGUUGUCCCUCCGAUAUGCAUGCGCCAUUCUUGGCCUGUGUCUUUUUGCCCUGAGCAAUGGCGCCGCCGCCGCCACUACGGACAGCCCACUCUCGCUCCAGGAGGGCUACACCGACCUCCCGGACUGCGCAUCUGCUUGUGCCGCGGUCGAAGCUGCUUGCCUUUGUGGUGAUGCCAAGUUUAACAAGGCGGCCACCGGGUGCAUCCAGUUGUCUUGCAGCAUCCGAGAGUCCCUGGCGGCUAAAAACAUUACCGAGCUCAUGUGUGGGCACUCCCCUGAGAGGGACGCAAGCCUCAUCCCGGUGUACUCUGUUUUUAUCGGCCUGGCCGUCGUGGCCGUGAUGCUGCGGCUAGUUGCGCGAGUUCUCACGCACGCCUACUUCUGGUGGGAUGACUUUGCCAACCUCUUUGGCUUCAUGUUCUUCGUGGAGAUGCUCCUCUACACCAUCACCCGGUUCUUUGUGCGCGCCUCGAUCAUCCUGUUUUAUCUGCGCGUCUUCCCGCCCAGCCAGGACAAUAAGCUCGGUCGUAUCCUACAGUAUACCAUGAUCUUCAACGUCGUCUACAACAUCAGCUUCCUCUUCGCCGUCAUCUUCCAGUGCACGCCCAUCUCGGACUUUUGGACCCAGUGGGAGGGCAUCCACCAGGGCCGCUGCGGCAACGCCAACAUCCUCGCGUGGGUGGCGGCCGCGACGGGCAUCGCGUUCGACGUGUGGUUGCUGGCGCUGCCUUUCCCGCAGCUGCUGGCGCUGAACCUGCACUGGAAGAAGAAGAAGGACAUCGUCCAAGUCUGCCUCUGGUCCGGCAUCGAGCUCGACGUCGGCGUCAUCUGCCCCUGUCUGCCCUCCUUCCGCCUGCUGCUGCGCCGCCUGUUGCCCCGCGUCAUGGGCACCGCCUCGUCGCGCUACGAGCUCGAUCCUGUUUCUGGCACAAACUUGACCGGGACGGGGGCAGGGAUGGGUGGUGGUGGGGUGAGGAGUGCGGUGAGGGGGAGUAGGGGGGGAAGUGGGAGUUUUGGUAGGGGAGGGGGGAAUCGUAGUGGUGGUGGUGAUGGUGGUGGGGGGGUAGGGAAGAUUGUGGUGGAGAAUACGAUUGCGAUUAAAUAUGGGAGGAGUGGGGAGUUGGAUGAUGAUGAUGGGGUGAGCUGUGAGAGUGUGAGGGGGUUGGUGGAGGGGAGGGCGUCGUCGGUGGAGGAUGAGGAGAGUGGGAGGAAGAGUAUUGGGAGGAGGGGGAGGUAG
Chaetomium globosum CBS 148.51 is the source of this 1239-nucleotide messenger RNA. RefSeq lists its product as uncharacterized. The transcript is spliced from 5 exons. The coding region runs from base 1 to 1239 and encodes 412 amino acids. NCBI's taxonomy places the organism in Eukaryota, Fungi, Ascomycota, Sordariomycetes, Sordariales, Chaetomiaceae. The record is from RefSeq and is a predicted model, not a curated record.